AUGGGCGCGACCGGCGCGACCGGGACCGGGGCGAUAGGGACCGGGGCGACCGGGAUCGUGGUCGGGACUAUGGGCGGGACCGGGACUAUGGGCGGGACCGGGACUAUGGGCGGGACCGGGACUAUGGGCGGGACCGGGACUAUGGGCGGGACCGCGGAGGCUAUCGUCGUGAUCGGGGCGGCGACCGAGGCGGCGACCGUGGCGGCGACCGUGGCGGCGACCGGGGCGGCGACCGAGGCAGUGCGCCUCGAUCGCUACACCGCCGAGCAGCGCGAGCACCAGCGGGCCCAGCUCCGCGGGCGCCCGGUCGCGAUGUGGGCUCACUCGCCGUCGCCAACACCGCUUCCGAGCCCACCGCCCGAGUCUGACCACGAUUCAAACUCCAACACGGGCGCCAACCCGAGUGCUAACUCGGGCUCGGGCUCGGGCUCGGGCUCGGGCUCGGGCUCGCAGUCGCGGUCGCGGUCGCGGUCGCGAUCACACCGGUCGCGAAAGAGCAGACACCGCAAGUCGCAUCGGUCGCGGCGGCAGCGCCGCAGCGCCCGAUCCCACUCUGGCUCCGACUCGGGCUCGGGUUCUGGCACGGGCACGGGCCCAGGGCAAGGUGAGCGCCGGGUUGUCGGCCCGCAGCGACCAACGACACGCAAAACGCAGCUAACGGCACGCGACCUGGGCAAGGCGCUGUUGCCGGGCGAGGGCAUGGCCAUGGCGUCGUACGUCGAGCAGAACAAGCGCAUUCCGCGGCGCGGAGAGCUGAUGAGCUCCGAGGAGAUCGCCAAGUUUGAGGCCGAGGGCUUUGUCAUGUCCGGCUCGCGCCACCGCCGGAUGAACGCCGUCCGUGUGCGCAAGGAGUCACAGAUCUACUCGGCAGCAGAGAAGGCCGCCAUGGCCCAGUUCAACUAUGAGGCCCAGAAGGAGCGCGAGCGCCAGAUCCAGGCCUCGCUCAAGCAGCUUGUGGCCAAGAAGACCCGUGCCCUCGACGAGUAACACCCUCUCGCCCCG
Thecamonas trahens ATCC 50062 is the source of this 1002-nucleotide messenger RNA. RefSeq lists its product as uncharacterized. Gene Ontology annotation, biological process: regulation of gene expression. Gene Ontology annotation, molecular function: chromatin binding. Bases 1 to 987 code for a protein of 328 amino acids. Gene Ontology annotation, cellular component: nucleus. NCBI's taxonomy places the organism in Eukaryota, Apusomonadida, Apusomonadidae. The record is from RefSeq and is a predicted model, not a curated record. The transcript is spliced from 2 exons.